GUGGAGAGAAGACAGACAGCUCAAAGAGGCGGGGAUGGAACCAGUAGAGUUACAGGGACCGAACGAAGAACGUCCCCUAUCCGCCGCCACCCUCCUCCAUCAUCCUUGUGGGUUGAACCGGUCCCGCUGCUGCCGUGGAAACACUACAAAUCCCAUCGUGCAUCGCGGGCGGCAGUGACCCGCUGCUAUUGGUCGAUUAGGGGCGGUUGUGUGGGGCACGUGGAGUGGCGCUGACCAAUUGGAAAGCAGUACGGCCCGCCGUGGCGGGGCCUGCUGUUAUAGGAGAUGGUCCGAGGACUUCUCAGGGCUAGAAAAUAAGAGCAGAGAUGUGCUGCCAAGGCUGUUUAAGGCUCUGGUCAGACAUUUGGAAUACUGUGAGCGGUUUCGGGCAUCAUAUCUAAGGGAAGAUGUGUUGAUGUUGGACGGAGUCCGGAGGAGGUUUACGAGAAUGAUCCAAGAUCGGCUCCAUCAUGCCAGUUCCUUGCAGCAGCUGUGACAAGAAGCCAGCAGUCCUCAGGCGGCCCAAAACAGGCCACUCCCUUUGUAAAGAGUGCUUUUUCUGGGCCUUUGAAGAGGAGGUUCAUCAGACAAUUAUAUCUGCUGAGCUGUUCCAGAAGGGGGAGACUGUCGGGAUUGGUGCUUCUGGUGGGAAAGACUCAACCGUUCUGGCUCAUGUUCUAAAGGUCUUAAAUGAGCGCUAUAAUUAUGGGUUAAAUCUGAUGCUGCUCUCCGUGGAUGAAGGAAUCAGUGGUUAUCGUGAUGACUCUUUAGAGACAGUAAAGAGAAACCAGCAACAGUAUGAUCUGCCUCUUAAAAUUGUUUCCUAUGAAGAGCUGUAUGGUUGGACAAUGGAUCAGAUUGUAAAGAAAGUUGGUUUGAAAAAUAACUGCACAUUCUGUGGAGUCUUCAGACGGCAAGCUCUUGACCGAGGAGCUAUGAUGCUGAAGGUAGACAAGGUUUGCACAGGUCACAAUGCUGAUGAUGUUGCUGAGACUGUACUGAUGAACUUCCUACGUGGAGACAUUGCUCGACUUCGCCGCUGCACUUCAAUUACCACAGGUAGUGAGGGAGCCAUCCCGCGCUGCAAGCCACUGAAAUAUGCCUAUGAGAAAGAGAUAGUACUGUAUGCUUACUUCAAGAAACUGGACUACUUUUCAACAGAAUGUGUGUAUUCCCCUAACGCAUACAGGGGCUAUGCUCGUGCUUUCUUGAAAGAUUUGGAAUCUAUCCGGACCAGUGCCAUCAUGGAUGUGAUUCACUCUGGUGAGAACCUGUCUGUAAAGGAGGAUGUGAAGAUGCCCACCCAAGGAACAUGUACCCGCUGUGGUUACAUUUCCAGUCAGCAGCUCUGCAAGGCAUGUGCUCUGCUGGAGGGACUAAAUCGCGGGCUCCCUAAACUUGGUAUUGGCAAGCAAUACAAAUUGCAUAACCGACUGCUGAAAAAGGAGCCGCUUACUGAGGAAGAGAAGAAACCUGGAGCUGUAACUCUAAGUGCACACGUUCAUUUUUAAACUCUGCAGACUAUUUGUUGUUGAUGCGGGAUAUCUUAUACUCAGGAUCCAAAUCGUGGAUCGAUUUGGGUUGGGAAGAGGAUAAAUUAAAGUUAGAGUACAUCCAGACCAACUUGACAUGUGGCCUAGUUGUUACCUAGGGCAGCUUGACUGGCUGUCAUCCCAGCUACAGUGUGGAUAUAACUUAAAACACAGAAUCACAGAAGCAUUAAGUACUGCAUAUUUUAGCCUUUUAGAUUCUACAUUCGUUCCAGAAUCCCUCUUGUUCACACCCCUUUUACUGGAUGUCAGGUCAUACAAAAAUCAUAGUUGCUGCCAGAGAGGUGUUUGAUCUCUGACCGAAACUGUCGUCAGUCCCUGCUCACAGUUGGGUAAAUUGAAUUCCUGGUCAUAAUCUAUUUUUAGGUGAUUGUGAACAGAUCUUUUACCAAUUUAGAAGUUUUUGUCUCAUUAGAAAUAACUGCUUUUAAUAUUUAACUGAGUUACAGGAAAAUGGGUGGAAGGGAUUAUAAUAUUGGAGGAGUGAUUCAAAAUGAUAUUUCCAUGAAACACUACCCUGGACACACACUAUCUGUGUUUAAUGUAGCUGGAGAUGCUAAAAAAUCAUUCCGUAUAGUUUUAUAUCUAUUAUCAUGAGCUUCUGGAUUUGUUUUAAUAAACAACUAUGAUUAUUGAUAUUGUAA
This is a messenger RNA of Rhincodon typus (whale shark), 2194 nucleotides long. It is a transcript of the gene ctu1, whose product is annotated as cytosolic thiouridylase subunit 1 homolog (S. pombe). The record is from RefSeq and is a predicted model, not a curated record. Gene Ontology annotation, biological process: tRNA wobble position uridine thiolation. Gene Ontology annotation, cellular component: cytosolic tRNA wobble base thiouridylase complex; mitochondrion. Gene Ontology annotation, molecular function: tRNA binding. Lineage: Eukaryota; Metazoa; Chordata; Chondrichthyes; Orectolobiformes; Rhincodontidae. The transcript is spliced from 5 exons. Bases 471 to 1511 code for a protein of 346 amino acids.